AUGGAUGAUUUCAGAUCCAAGUCCUAUGGCGACGCGAGGAUGCAGAUGGAGGGCAGAGCACCCACUUCGUACCCAAUUGAUUUGCAGAGCUACGGCGCAAAUCCCUAUCCGCCGUCGCAGGUGGUGGCGGUGGGCGCCGUCAGAGACUUCAAAUUGAAGAAGGGGAAGAGCGCAUCCGCGUCUUCCUCAAAAGGGUGGGGCUUGGGCGACCCUGAGUUCCAGAGGAAGAAGAGGGUCGCUAGCUACAAGGUGUAUGCUGUGGAGGGCAGAGUGAAGGGGUCUCUGAGGAGGAGCUUCAGGUGGCUUAAGGACAAGUACUCUCAGAUGCUUUAA
Molecule: messenger RNA, 333 nt
Organism: Malania oleifera
Lineage: Eukaryota; Viridiplantae; Streptophyta; Magnoliopsida; Santalales; Ximeniaceae
Exons: 2
Coding region: 1-333 (110 amino acids)
Source: RefSeq, a predicted model, not a curated record